AUGCCUUUGCGGCUUCAACGCAACGGCCAUGCCCUGUCCUCCGUGUGGGUGCCGUCCCGUCGCGCCAGCUCAGCAAGCCUCAGGCAGCACCUGCUGGCGCCAGAGGCCACGCCUGAGGUGGGGCAUCCCCAUGAGAAAGAGCCGGAGGAAAAGGGCAGGGCCACGGAGGCACCCUUCGAGGUGGGGCAUCCCCAUGAGAAUGAACCGUCGGAGGAAAAGGAGAGGCCCCCAGCUGAGGAGCAGCCCUUCGAGGUGGUGUGCGCGGCAAGAUCUGCAUCUUCGUCCUCUUGGUCCAUGGUGUCGGGGCCACAGGCUGAGGAUGCCAAUGUCCAGUCCGAGAAAGAUGGCCAGAACCACAAGGACGCCGAUUUGGAAGCGGGAGCUUCGGUGAAGAAGACACGGAGCUUCAUUGAAGGCAAGCACGUGCACUGCUUCCAGCUGUGCUGCGCCCGGAUGUCCUGCUCCUGGUGUUUGAAGAUGACAAUCUUCCUGGGCUUUGUGCAGAGCACCUUUCUCGUAGGACCGCUGAGCAGGCCCUUGUGGAUCCCCAUCAGCACCCAGUAUGCGCAGCGGCUGCAGUCGAGGGCUCAGGGCGCUCCGGACGCGCGGCCUCUCGCGCUCCGAACGCUCGAGGCCUGCGAGCAGAACUCCGACGUGGGCAUCCCCGAGGCCUUUGCUCAGCACCAUGACCUGGCGAGUGGCCCAGCUGAAUGCUGA
Messenger RNA from Effrenium voratum, 717 nucleotides. NCBI's taxonomy places the organism in Eukaryota, Dinophyceae, Suessiales, Symbiodiniaceae. The record is from the annotation of a GenBank genome assembly.